Molecule: messenger RNA, 1964 nt
Organism: Nanorana parkeri
Lineage: Eukaryota; Metazoa; Chordata; Amphibia; Anura; Dicroglossidae
Product: acyl-CoA dehydrogenase family member 11-like
Exons: 15
Coding region: 152-1915 (587 amino acids)
Molecular function (GO): oxidoreductase activity, acting on the CH-CH group of donors
Source: RefSeq, a predicted model, not a curated record
UGUCAGCUUUCUGGUGCCAAGCCGACUUGGCAGGAGUUUGGGUUCCCGUAUACAGUACCAACCUGCAUACUACUUGGGUAGUAAGAGUGCUGUAUCUCCAGCUAUUAGCCAUGAAGACAGCAAGUCUCACCCAGUUCUGGAAGGGCUACAGAUGCCAUUCUCUCGUUCUAUGAUAGGAAGCUUUUUCCAGGAGCAGCCCAAGCUCGGGAACCAGUUCCUUGAGGAUGCCACUCUCCAGAGUUAUUUAAGGAGACAUCUCCCUCCACUGGUUCUGGAGCAAGCAAGCCAAGAUCUUGAGCAGUUUGGACAACGCAUAGUGGAAGAGAUUGAUUUACUUGGACGAGAAUGUGAAUUAAACCCACCACAGCUGCAGCAGUAUAAUGCCUGGGGUCGCAGGAUCGAUCAUAUCAUUACCUGUCCAGCCUGGAGAAGAAUGAAAGAGAUAUCUGCAGAAGAGGGCUUGAUAGCAGAAGCUUAUGAGAGGAAGUACUCUAGCUGGAGCCGUUUAAUCCAGGUUGUGAAGCUCUACUUGUAUUCUCCAUCCUCUGGCCUCUUCUCAUGCCCUUUAGCUAUGACUGAUGGUGCAACCAAGGUUAUAGAGGUACUCGGUAGCCCAGCUGCUCUUCAGGAUGCCUUUAAACAUCUUACUUCUCGCGAUCCAAGCCAGUUUUGGACAUCAGGGCAAUGGAUGACAGAGCGCAAAGGAGGAUCAGAUGUGGCUUAUGGCACUGAGACGUUGGCCUAUCCUCAACCUGAUGGAACCCACAAACUGCAUGGUUACAAGUGGUUUACAUCAGCCACAGACUCUGAUAUGACUUUGACUCUAGGAAGAGUGGUUGAUGAACAAGGACAUACAAUACAAGGCUCUAAAGGACUGUCCCUUUUCUACCUGGAAGUACGAGAUGCAAAUAUGCAAUUGAAUGGAAUUGAAGUUCAGAGGCUUAAAGAUAAACUGGGCACCCGGCAGCUUCCAACUGCAGAACUUUUGUUGGAUGGUGUAAGGGCUUUGCGGAUUUCUCCUGAAGGCCGUGGUGUGGCUACAAUUUCGAGCAUGCUGACCAUCACUCGUAUACAUAACACAAUUGCUGCAGUAGCUGGAAUGAGGAGGGUGAUCAACUUGGCACGAGAAUAUGCUUCAAAGCGAUUUGUGUUUGGCAAUCUGAUAAAGGACCACCCACUUCAUAUUCAGACUAUGGCACGAAUGGAGGUAGAAACACGUGGAGCAUUUCUUCUGUUAAUGGAAGUUGCACGCUUGUUAGGAUUGGAAGAAACAAACAUGGCAACAGAGCAGGACCAACAUCUCCUCCGGCUGCUCACUCCUGUUGCCAAACUAUACACUGGAAAACAGGCUGUUGCAGUAAUAUCAGAAGGACUUGAAUGCUUUGGAGGACAAGGAUACAUGGAGGACACUGGUUUACCAGCUAUGCUGAGAGAUGCGCAAGUGCUGACAAUUUGGGAAGGAACAACUAACAUCCUAUCAUUAGAUGUUCUUCGUUCAGUAAUCAAGAGUCAGGGGCAAGUACUCGGUGGCUUCUUCUCAGCUGUUCAGGAGAAGCUGGAAGCCUCAUCCAAUGUACCGGAGUUGUCACAGCCUACCUCAAAGUUACUGCUCGCUCUGCAGCAUCUAAAAAGCUUCACUCAACUGGCAGGAACAAAAGGAAGCAGCUUUAUGGAACUUGCUGCACGAGACUUUGCCUACAGUCUGGCCAAGAUCUACAUUGGUUCUCUCUUAGUAGAACAUGCAGCCUGGGCUGAAGCUACAGACUCCUCCAUAUAUUGUGCUCAAAGGUGGAGUGAACAAGAUCUGUGUCCAGUGAACAAGGCAGAAGUGUCUGGGUGCUACAAUUCAGAGGCAGCAUCCAUGGACAGACAGCUGGUGUAUGAAAAAAGCCCUUUGUUUAUGGGGAAGCUGUAGAGUACCAAUUUCAAAAUCAUGAUUCUUGUUUUUGUUUGUAAGAACAUCA